Rhinopithecus roxellana (golden snub-nosed monkey) is the source of this 8489-nucleotide messenger RNA. RefSeq names its product trinucleotide repeat containing adaptor 6A (gene TNRC6A). Gene Ontology annotation, molecular function: nucleic acid binding. The transcript has 25 exons. The record is from RefSeq and is a predicted model, not a curated record. Gene Ontology annotation, biological process: miRNA-mediated post-transcriptional gene silencing; positive regulation of nuclear-transcribed mRNA poly(A) tail shortening. The coding region runs from base 185 to 6055 and encodes 1956 amino acids. Lineage: Eukaryota; Metazoa; Chordata; Mammalia; Primates; Cercopithecidae. Gene Ontology annotation, cellular component: P-body; nucleoplasm.
UCACUUCCGGUCUGGGGCCUGCGGCGGCGGCGGUGUCGGCGGCGGCGGCGGCGGCGGCGGCAGCGGGUCGGUGUAGAAAAUGGCGCUGGUGCAGCGGCUCGGGCCUCUCCCCGCGGCGCUGCGGAGGGCUUGAGGCUCGCGAGCCUCCUUCGCCGCGCCCCACUUGCUCGUGCACUUUACACACAUGAGAGAAUUGGAAGCUAAAGCUACCAAAGACGUAGAAAGAAAUCUUAGCAGGCCACUGAACAAAAAAUCAAAGCUGCAGAGUGGGAAAGCAACAGAAGUUGGAAACACCUUUCUUUGGAAUUUUCUUGAUGUAGAGAAUUUUCUAAUCUACUUUGAAGUUUCAUCAGUGCCAGAACAGAUAAAGCCCAGUGUAAGCCAGCCUCAGCCUGCCAACUCUAAUAACGGCACUUCCACAGCAACCAGCACUAAUAAUAAUGCCAAGCGAGCUACAGCCAACAAUCAGCAGCCACAACAGCAGCCGCAGCAGCAGCAGCAGCCACAGCAGCAGCCGCAGCAGCAGCCACAGCCGCAGCAGCCACAGGCCUUGCCUCGGUAUCCUCGUGAAGUACCUCCACGAUUUCGCCACCAGGAACACAAACAGCUUCUAAAGAGGGGUCAGCAUUUUCCUGUCAUAGCAGCAAACCUUGGAUCUGCUGUUAAAGUGUUAAACAGCCAGUCAGAAAGCAGUGCUUUAACAAAUCAACAGCCACAAAAUAACGGAGAGGUGCAGAACAGCAAAAACCAGUCAGAUAUAAACCACAGUACUUCAGGAUCCCAUUAUGAAAAUUCCCAGCGGGGACUUGUGUCUUCUACAAGCGAUUCUAGCACAAACUGUAAGAAUGCUGUUGUAAGUGACUUGUCGGAAAAAGAAGCAUGGCCCUCAGUCCCUGGCAGUGAUACGGAGUUGGCUUCAGAAUGUAUGGAUGCUGAUUCUGCCUCCAGUUCUGAAUCGGAAAGAAACAUCACUAUCAUGGCUUCAGGGAACACAGGUGGUGAAAAAGAUGGCCUUCGGAAUAGCACUGGACUUGGUUCCCAAAACAAGUUUGUAGUUGGUAGCAGCAGCAAUAAUGUGGGCCAUGGAAGUAGUACUGGGCCAUGGGGUUUUUCCCAUGGAGCCAUAAUAAGCACAUGUCAGGUCUCUGUGGAUGCUCCUGAAAGCAAAUCUGAAAGUAGCAACAAUAGAAUGAAUGCUUGGGGCACUGUAAGUUCUUCAUCAAAUGGAGGGUUAAAUCCAAGCACUUUGAAUUCAGCUAGCAACCAUGGUGCCUGGCCAGUAUUAGAGAACAAUGGACUUGCCCUAAAAGGGCCUGUAGGGAGUGGUAGUUCUGGCAUCAAUAUUCAGUGCAGUACUAUAGGCCAGAUGCCUAACAAUCAGAGUAUUAACUCUAAAGUGAGUGGUGGUUCUACCCAUGGUACCUGGGGAAGCCUUCAGGAAACUUGUGAAUCUGAAGUAAGUGGUACACAGAAGGUUUCAUUCAGUGGUCAACCUCAGAAUAUUACCACUGAAAUGACUGGACCAAAUAACACUACUAACUUUAUGACCUCUAGUUUACCAAACUCCGGUUCAGUGCAGAAUAAUGAGCUGCCUAGUAGUAAUACAGGGGCCUGGCGUGUGAGCACAAUGAAUCAUCCUCAGAUGCAGGCUCCAUCAGGUAUGAAUGGCACUUCCCUUUCUCACCUUAGCAAUGGAGAGUCAAAAAGUGGAGGCUCUUAUGGUACUACAUGGGGUGCCUAUGGUUCUAAUUACUCUGGAGACAAAUGUUCAGGCCCUAAUGGCCAAGCUAAUGGUGACACUGUGAAUGCAACUCUAAUGCAGCCUGGCGUAAAUGGGCCUAUGGGCACUAACUUUCAAGUUAACACAAACAAAGGAGGUGGUGUGUGGGAAUCUGGUGCAGCAAAUUCCCAGAGUGCAUCAUGGGGAAGUGGAAAUGGCGCGAAUUCUGGAGGAAGUCGAAGAGGAUGGGGAACCCCUGCACAAAACACUGGCACUAAUUUACCCAGCGGUGAGUGGAACAAACUGCCUAGCAAUCAGCAUUCCAAUGACAGUGCAAAUGGCAAUGGUAAGAAGUUUACAAAUGGAUGGAAAUCUACUGAGGAAGAGGAUCAGGGUUCUGCCACAUCUCAGACAAAUGAGCAAAGCAGUGUGUGGGCCAAAACAGGAGGUACAGUGGAGAGCGAUGGUAGUACAGAAAGCACUGGACGCCUUGAGGAAAAAGGAACUGGAGAAAGUCAGAGUAGAGACAGAAGAAAAAUUGAUCAGCACACAUUACUCCAAAGCAUUGUAAACAGAACUGACUUAGAUCCACGUGUCCUGUCCAACUCUGGUUGGGGACAGACUCCUAUUAAGCAGAAUACUGCCUGGGAUACAGAAACAUCACCUAGAGGGGAACGAAAGACUGACAAUGGGACAGAGGCCUGGGGAAGCUCUGCAACACAGACUUUUAACUCAGGGGCAUGUAUAGAUAAGACUAGCCCUAAUAGUAAUGAUACCUCAUCUGUAUCAGGGUGGGGCGAUCCCAAACCUGCUCUGAGGUGGGGAGAUUCCAAAGGCUCAAACUGCCAGGGGGGGUGGGAAGAUGAUUCUGCUGCUACAGGAAUGGUCAAGAGCAAUCAGUGGGGGAAUUGCAAAGAGGAGAAGGCUGCAUGGAAUGACUCGCAAAAGAACAAACAGGGAUGGGGUGAUGGACAGAAAUCAAGCCAAGGGUGGUCUGUUUCUGCCAGUGAUAACUGGGGAGAAACUUCAAGGAGUAACCAUUGGGGUGAGGCCAAUAAGAAAUCCAGCUCAGGAGGUAGUGACAGCGACAGGUCCGUUUCCGGUUGGAACGAACUUGGUAAAACUAGUUCUUUUACUUGGGGAAACAACAUAAAUCCAAAUAAUUCAUCAGGAUGGGAUGAAUCUUCUAAACCUACUCCUUCCCAGGGAUGGGGAGACCCUCCAAAGUCUAAUCAGUCUCUAGGUUGGGGAGAUUCGUCAAAGCCAGUCAGUUCUCCAGACUGGAACAAGCAACAAGACAUUGUUGGAUCUUGGGGAAUCCCACCAGCUACAGGCAAACCUCCUGGUACAGGCUGGCUGGGGGGACCUAUACCAGCCCCAACAAAAGAAGAAGAACCCACAGGCUGGGAGGAACCAUCCCCAGAAUCUAUACGUCGCAAAAUGGAGAUUGAUGAUGGAACUUCAGCUUGGGGAGAUCCAAGCAAAUACAACUACAAAAAUGUGAACAUGUGGAACAAAAACGUCCCAAAUGGCAACAGCCGUUCAGACCAGCAAGCACAGGUACAUCAGCUGCUAACGCCUGCAAGUGCCAUCUCAAACAAAGAGGCAAGCAGUGGCUCUGGCUGGGGUGAGCCCUGGGGGGAGCCUUCUACUCCAGCCACAACUGUGGAUAAUGGUACUUCAGCAUGGGGUAAGCCCAUAGACAGUGGUCCCAGCUGGGGGGAACCCAUUGCUGCGGCAUCCAGCACAUCCACGUGGGGCUCCAGCUCUGUUGGUCCACAAGCAUUAAGCAAAUCUGGGCCAAAAUCUAUGCAAGAUGGCUGGUGUGGUGAUGAUAUGCCAUUGCCUGGAAAUCGCCCCACUGGCUGGGAAGAGGAAGAGGAUGUAGAGAUUGGAAUGUGGAAUAGUAAUUCAUCUCAAGAGCUUAACUCAUCUUUAAAUUGGCCACCAUAUACAAAGAAAAUGUCAUCGAAGGGUCUGAGUGGCAAAAAAAGGAGAAGGGAAAGGGGAAUGAUGAAAGGUGGAAACAAACAAGAAGAAGCGUGGAUAAAUCCAUUUGUUAAACAGUUUUCAAAUAUCAGUUUUUCGAGAGACUCACCAGAGGAAAAUGUACAAAGCAAUAAAAUGGACCUUUCUGGAGGAAUGUUACAAGACAAACGAAUGGAGAUAGAUAAACAUAGCCUAAAUAUUGGUGAUUACAAUCGAACGGUCGGGAAAGGCCCUGGUUCUCGGCCUCAGAUUUCCAAAGAGUCUUCCAUGGAGCGCAAUCCUUAUUUUGAUAAGGAUGGCAUUGUAGCAGAUGAAUCCCAAAACAUGCAGUUUAUGUCCAGUCAAAGCAUGAAGCUUCCCCCUUCAAAUAGUGCACUACCUAACCAGGCCCUUGGCUCCAUAGCAGGGCUGGGUAUGCAAAACUUGAAUUCUGUUAGACAGAAUGGCAAUCCCAGUAUGUUUGGUGUUGGAAACACAGCAGCACAACCCCGGGGCAUGCAGCAGCCUCCAGCACAACCUCUUAGUUCAUCUCAGCCUAAUCUCCGUGCUCAAGUGCCUCCUCCAUUACUCUCCCCUCAGGUUCCAGUUUCAUUGCUGAAGUAUGCACCAAACAACGGUGGCCUGAAUCCACUCUUUGGCCCUCAACAGGUAGCCAUGCUGAACCAGCUAUCCCAGCUAAACCAGCUUUCUCAGAUCUCCCAAUUACAGCGAUUGUUAGCGCAGCAGCAAAGGGCGCAGAGUCAGAGAAGCGUGCCUUCUGGGAACCGGCCACAGCAAGACCAGCAGGGUCGACCUCUUAGCGUGCAGCAGCAAAUGAUGCAACAAUCUCGUCAACUUGAUCCAAACCUGUUGGUGAAGCAGCAGACUCCACCAUCUCAGCAGCAGCCACUCCAUCAGCCAGCCAUGAAGUCUUUCCUUGACAAUGUCAUGCCCCACACUACACCUGAGCUGCAAAAAGGGCCAUCACCAAUAAAUGCUUUCAGCAACUUCCCUAUAGGCUUGAACUCAAACUUGAAUGUAAAUAUGGAUAUGAACAGUAUUAAAGAGCCACAGUCAAGACUAAGGAAAUGGACAACAGUGGACAGCAUUUCUGUGAACACAUCUUUGGAUCAAAACUCCAGCAAACAUGGUGCUAUUUCAAGUGGUUUCAGGCUGGAAGAGUCUCCAUUUGUUCCCUAUGACUUUAUGAACAGCAGUACUUCACCAGCCAGUCCUCCAGGUUCAAUAGGAGAUGGCUGGCCACGUGCCAAAUCGCCUAACGGCUCUAGCAGUGUUAAUUGGCCACCAGAAUUUCGUCCUGGUGAGCCAUGGAAAGGUUAUCCAAACAUUGACCCUGAAACUGACCCUUACGUCACUCCUGGCAGUGUCAUAAACAAUCUUUCAGUUAAUACUGUGCGGGAAGUUGACCACCUCAGGGACAGGAACAGUGGGUCAUCCUCAUCCUUGAACACCACGCUGCCUUCAACUAGUGCCUGGUCAUCCAUUCGUGCCUCCAACUACAACGUUCCCCUCAGCAGUACAGCACAAAGCACUUCAGCCAGAAAUAGUGAUUCCAAAUUGACAUGGUCUCCUGGUUCAGUUACAAACACCUCUCUGGCUCAUGAGCUGUGGAAGGUCCCUUUGCCACCUAAAAACAUCACUGCUCCGUCCCGUCCACCUCCGGGACUGACUGGUCAGAAGCCACCCUUGUCUACGUGGGAUAAUUCUCCCCUUCGUGUAGGUGGAGGAUGGGGAAAUUCUGACGCCAGAUAUACCCCAGGUUCCAGCUGGGGUGAGAGCAGCUCAGGGAGAAUAACAAAUUGGCUUGUUCUAAAAAACCUUACACCUCAGAUCGAUGGCUCAACUCUGCGCACUCUGUGCAUGCAGCACGGCCCACUGAUCACAUUCCACCUGAACCUCCCUCACGGAAAUGCUCUGGUCCGCUACAGUUCAAAAGAAGAGGUAGUGAAGGCACAAAAGUCUCUGCACAUGUGUGUACUGGGGAACACUACUAUUCUUGCUGAGUUUGCCAGUGAAGAGGAGAUCAGUCGUUUCUUUGCACAAAGCCAGUCUCUGACCCCUUCUCCCGGCUGGCAGUCUCUUGGGUCCAGCCAGAGCCGGCUGGGCUCCCUCGACUGUUCCCACUCAUUCUCCAGCCGGACCGAUCUCAAUCACUGGAAUGGUGCUGGGCUGUCGGGAACUAACUGUGGAGACCUUCACGGCACUUCACUCUGGGGGACCCCGCAUUAUUCCACAAGCCUGUGGGGUCCUCCAAGCAGCAGCGACCCCCGAGGAAUUAGCAGCCCAUCUCCCAUUAACGCUUUUCUUUCUGUUGACCACCUGGGUGGGGGUGGAGAGUCCAUGUAACAGUGUAGAUGCAGACUCACCGACCGGGACCUCAGACGCGAGGGAAAGGAGCACUAAGUGGGGCUCGCCGCCUGCAGCCAGGGGCCGCCUGUGGGAACAGCUAUUCUCUGCACAUUUUCCACUUUGUUUUCCCCAAAACAUAUCAGUUUGAAUACUUGAAUCAUGCAGGCCAAUAUUAUAAUGUGAAAAGGUAUCUACUCUAUUACACUCCCAAAUAGCGCCAUACAUGCUAAACCGUAGAGAAUGAGCUCGCUUGUGUCUAUUCAUCAUGUUUAGCCUUUGGAUUCUUUUUUUUUUUUUCUUCUUCCUUCUAUUCCUCCUCCCCUCCCCUUUUUUUCUCUCUUGCAAAACCAUUUUUUGGGCUGAUACCGUAUGAGCUUUUCCCUUUGCACUGAAUGAUGUUCUCUCCGUCUCAUCGGCAGUAUGGGGGCAGCUGUCCCAGUGUCAAUGUUUACUCAAGGGUGUUCUUAGGAGGCGUGCGCUCUCUACUAUGCCUUGAUGUUGCCUACCUUAUUGUGGUAUCGUGGAGUUUAAAAGAUCAAGUUAGGACUGACUUAGGAUUAUUAAUGAAAGUGUUGCACCAGUUUUUUCAUGUUGUAAAACUAAAGAAUUUCGCUCUGCAGUUUGAAAAACUGUGGCCACAGCUGUGACUUGCAGCCCACCUGCCACCCAGGACGGGCCCUGCACUUUGAAUAGGCUUUCCAUUUUGUUUUGGAGGUUCCCACGUUGAACCUUCUUGUUUACAGAUUUUUUUGUUUGUUUUUUGAGAAAAAAAAAUGUUUACUCUUCCAUCAUUUAAAAAAAAUGUAAAAGACAAAAAAAAAAUGGAGGAUGAUUUAAAAGAUGCUUUCUAUCUCUGGGAAAAAGGAGCAGCAUUUGGCCAUGUUCUUUUGUUUUUCUAUUCCUGUCCCAAAUCAAAGAGCAUGGUUCUCAGGAAAACCAGUUCCCCAGUUAAAAAAAAAAAUUUUAAAAAUUAAAAAAAAAUAAAUAAACUCCUUGUAGUUUCUUAUAGGAAAAAAACAAAAACCCCAACUUUUAGCACUGAUACUACAUAUUGCUCUGUUAAAGAAUUUUCUCUGCCAAAAAAGAAAAAACAAAAAACAAAAAAACGCUUAAAGCUGGAGUUUGACAUUCUGCUUUCAGAUGCUGUCUUUUUAUUAGUGAGUGAUGAUGGUUUGCUAAUAAUCAGUAGGUAAUAAUUUUUUGUAAUCCCAUCAAGUGGCUCCAUAUGUUUCUGCUCUCUUGUGACUGUGUUAAUGUUUAACUGUUGUACCUUAAAGCCGAAAUCAGUAACUAUGCAUACUGUAACCAAGGUAUUGGGCUUACAGAGUUGUUUGUUGUAUAAAGAAAAUUUUAAAUGUUGUUGCAAACUAACGAGUUACACCAUUUUAAACUUUCUUUCCUCCCCCCCUUUUUUUGCCCACAAAUGGUAUUAUAAUGCUUGCUUAGUCAAAGAAGAGAGACUAAACAAGGGUAAAAAUUUUAACAGUACAGAAUUUGCCAUCAUUUCAUUGCCUUGAUUCUAACUGUUUGUGUCCUAAGAUGCAAAAGAAGUCAGUGGCUUUUAACUGUUUACAAAUAGAAUGUGAUUGUAAAAUGUACAGUUUGGUUGUGUUUGAAUUAUGAAAUUUCUUCGGAUAUAAUAAACCAUGACUUUUUGGCUGCUCAACAUUAAUUGUCUCCUUUUUGUGAAUUUAUUUGUAGGCUCUUUUUUAUAAUGAAAGUUUCAAAGUUGCUAUGUAUGAGGGUUCUCAUAGAGCAACCGAUUAAAAAUUUAAGCAAAUAUUUGAACAUUUUAUCUGAACUCAUCACAAUUUCACCCUGAAAUAAUGUGAGAACAAUGGGAAACUGUAGCUUGCUCCUUCCCACCCUCUCUGAGCAUCUUUGGGAUCUUGUUGCUCAAAACUCUUCUGUGACUUCAUCUUCCCCACCAUUUGUGCCCAUCUCAAGCCUCAGCAAGAAACCAUGUGGAACAUGAAGCUUAAUGACUUGACAGUGUACUAGUGUUAAACUCUCAUACCUCUGUUACAAAGCGAGAAACGCCACACCCGGACUGGCCUUUUCUUCCCCCUUCACGGCCCUCACUUCUCCCUGCAGGAGCUCGGGGGCGAAACCUGUGUAUGGAUUUCAGUGUAUGACUUCAGAUCAUGCUCCAACUUGCCAGGUGUAAGCUAAUGUUGUCGGACACCUUACUAUAAGCAAAUGUUAUUCAGUGCGUUCAAUGUAUAUUGACUUCCAUACUGGUUUUUCCAAAAACCAAAGGUAGCUUUGAAAAACCAUGUCUGGAAAUGUUUGGAGCGUUAAGCUGAUUGACCUUCUGACCUUGGGGCUUUGAGUAGUAUAUAAUUCAUAACUGCGUUACUUGUAUUGUUAAAGUGUUUGGGAGUUUUUUGCGCUUGUUAUGUGGAAAUAAAGUGUUUGAUUUAAAAUUUUU